AUACGGACGACCCAGAUGAUUUUAAAAAUAAAAAAGAUCCCAAGGCUCAAGAGGGGUUGCUUAUAAAAGUGGGGCGAAGCCCCUACUCACUUGUGUCCAUUACUCUCUCUCCAAAAUUCAAAUUCAAAAUCAAAGCUCUUAGGAAAUUUUUGGAUCCUUCAUAUUUUCUCACAGCUUAUAUUAUAUAUUGUUGUGGCCUGUAAUUUUGGUUCCAAUCUGUGCUGAAUCAAAAGGCUUGCCAUGGGUGCUCUAGAUCAUCUCUCAGAUCUCUUUGAUUGCUCAGGUGGGAGUUCCAGGCUCAGGAAACGCAAGCAAUUCCAGACGGUGGAGAUCAAGGUGAAGAUGGACUGCGAAGGAUGCGAGAGGAAGGUGAGGAGAUCUGUGGAGGGGAUGAAAGGCGUGACGCAAGUGACCGUGGAGCGCAAGGCCCACAAGCUCACAGUCGUCGGAUACGUGGACCCGGGCAAGGUGCUGGCACGUGUCGCACAUCGGACGGGUAAGAAGGUGGAGUUCUGGCCAUACGUCCCGUACGACGUCGUUGCCCACCCGUACGCCGCUGGGGUGUACGACAAGAAGGCUCCGUCCGGGUACGUGAGGAACGUGGAGGACCCGCAGCUCCGGAACCUCGCACGUGCGAGCUCCACGGAAGUGCGUUACACCACGGCAUUCAGUGAUGAAAACCCAGCCGCCUGUGCUGUCAUGUGAGCUGUCAAUUUGUGACGUGACAUGGAUGGAAUCUAUUUUUUAUUUAGAAUAUUUUUUAGAUAUGUCAAAUGUCAAAUGUGUAUGCUGUGUUGCACAUUUUUUUUUUUCUCUUCCUUUUUAUCAUUAUAGGUUUGUUAAGAAAUCAUCACUAUGGAAUUGGCUAUAAGCUUGAGCUUUUGAUUGUAUAUGAAGUGGUCGAAUUUUGUGGAAUAUUUUGGAUAUUUGACCUGUAAAUUGGUCUUGGUAUUUUGUAUACCAAACAAAGAAAAAAAAAAGUUUAA
Messenger RNA from Prunus dulcis (almond), 986 nucleotides. Its product is annotated as heavy metal-associated isoprenylated plant protein 26. Lineage: Eukaryota; Viridiplantae; Streptophyta; Magnoliopsida; Rosales; Rosaceae. Gene Ontology annotation, molecular function: metal ion binding. Bases 241 to 705 code for a protein of 154 amino acids. The record is from RefSeq and is a predicted model, not a curated record. The transcript is spliced from 2 exons.